AUGCCUGAAGAACUCAUACAAGAAAUUCAAGCUAGGAUAGAAAAACUGGAAAGAGCCGAGAGUAAUCUGACAGCCAAAGAACGAGAAUUAAGGGAGCGAGAAAUGAAACUGAUAGAAAGGGAGAACACUCUUGAGCAGCAGUUGCUAUCAGUGAGCUUACUUAAAAGAUGUGCCACUGCUCAUCCCUUUUCAAAAGGAAUACACACUCAGAGGACAGUGUUGUCAAGUGAUGUUACAGCAGAAGUCAGUAAGAGUGUUGGACUUAUCCAUAUUAAUGGACAACCAAUUGCGACGGGGUUUCGAGUGGGAGACAAUUUCAUCGCUACCUGUGUACAUGUCAUUGGCAGUGUCAUUAUAAAAGAUAACCCACAUGUCAUUAAUUGUGAUAGAAUUGCCAUUGAGUUUGAGAGAAAAGUAUGCAACAUGAAGGAAGAUCCAGAUAAGAUAUUUCGAUUUCAACCAACUGUUGCAUACAUCGAUGAAGAAUUCCAAUUUGUUGUUUUGGAACUGAGUAUCCAUAGUAAUGGGGUUCCAUUCCCUCCACCGCUGAUAUGUUUUGGAGAUAUCAAAACCUCAGAUGCUAUUCACCUUGUUGGGCAUCCUGGCAGAAAGCAGAUGAUGGAGGAUAGUGAUAUUAUCCCUAAGUGGUCACCAGAUCACGACAAAGAAAUCAACCCAUAUAUUAGGGCACUGGCAGAGUGGAGUAAAGAGUGUCUUCCCAAGUCGAAUGGUGUGAAGAUUGAUUAUUACAGUUUUCUUCUAGCUCCACCCCGAAAAAUCAUAUUCCAUACUUUUUUUAAUGAAGGAUCAUCGGGAUCCCCUGGGGUUACAAUUAGGGAUGAAAAACCAUGUGUGGUCUUAAUGAUAGAAGGAGGCACACCUUAUUCUUUGGACACAAUUCCAAUAUCAGCUUUACUUGUGGAAGACUGGUGUAAAGUGGAGUAUGGAUUUGCCAUGUCCGAUAUAUAUAAAAAAAUGUUGAAUUCUCCACAGAAGAGUCUUGCAUCAAAUAUUUUCAGAGAAAUUAUCUGACUUGAUGUGCAUUGAAUUUUGUCAUCAUGAUAGUCUGUUUUCUACAAGUUGCCAGGAAUAUAAAGAUGAUGUAUGUGAAGUACAUAAAAAAAGUACCUCUACAUUUUGUAAAGAAGAAAAAUUAAUUGCUACUUCGUUUUUAAAAAUG
This is a messenger RNA of Magallana angulata, 1180 nucleotides long. RefSeq lists its product as uncharacterized. The record is from RefSeq and is a predicted model, not a curated record. NCBI's taxonomy places the organism in Eukaryota, Metazoa, Mollusca, Bivalvia, Ostreida, Ostreidae. The transcript is spliced from 4 exons. Bases 1 to 1032 code for a protein of 343 amino acids.